AUGGAGAAAGCUUCGGACGGCUCGGGCAAAGUCCCCCAAAUUGUACAGGUUAUGUACUUUAAAGGGCCCCAAAGGCCUGCUUCUCAGCCGCCUGAAACUGGGCUGCCCCAGCAACAGGAAGCUCAGUGGCAAGAAUUCCUGAAUGCACUGCAGCCGCCUCAUGCGGGAAGGGCAAAUUCAUUGCCCACAGAGCAGGUGCCAUGGGACGACGCCAGGACAUUCCUCUCCGCUUUUGAGCAAGUUGCCGAAGCCUGCCGGUGGCCGCGAGAAGAGUGGGUGGGCCGGCUCCUGCCAGCGCUGAGAGGCGGCGUGGAGCAGUUCUUUUGCCAGCUGGAUCCCAGGGACAGGACUGACUUUCUGAAGGUGAAGAUCGCCCUCCUUCGAGCAGACGCCAUCCGCAGGGAGUCUAAGCGCCAGCACUUCCGACAGUGCCGCUACCAGGAGCUGGAAGGGCCGCGAAGAAUUUACAACCAGCUGAAAGAACUCUGUCGCCAAUGGUUGAAGCCGGACAAGUACACGAAGGAUCAGAUCCUGGAGAUGAUAAUCCAGGAGCAGCUCCUGGCCAUGUUGCCACCUGAAGUCCAGAGCUGGGUCAAGGAGUGUGGGCCAGAAGACUGUAUUGAGAUGGUGGCUUUGGCAGAGGAUUUCCUGAUGGGGCGCCGCUCUGCCAGGGCAUGGGUCAGGCAGGUGAGAGAUGAGUAUUUAAUAUUCCUUGAGUGCCCAGCGGGUGGGGAGUGUCCAGAAGAACAUGGCCUGUGCUGUGCUACUACACAUUUGCCACUUGUUAACCCCCUGCCUGUCAAUUUGCAGAUUUUUUCAAGGUGACUUACAGGCAACACCAGAAGCCUCCCAAUAUGGCUGUUUGUGGUAGAUGGUUGUGUGGGAGUGAGGAGACAGGCCAGCUGAAGCAGGCUUGGUGCUCCGGUACUUACGUAUAUGUUUCAGACAGAUUUUUAAACCUGUAAUCAGAGCUUGCAUAAAGAAAUAUUUGUUUUGAUUUUGAUUUGUAUUAAGCAACUUGGAGGGAAAUGGCUUCUUCUAGAUCACUGGUCUUUGGCUUGCCUCUCUCUCACUCUCCUUGCACCUACCUUAAACGGCAGUGGGAAGUAGAUACCACUGUUUUGGGGGGAGGGGCAGUAGCCAAUAUGGCCGAUGGCCAGGGGUGAUAGGAGUGUCGCAUCAGGAGGUUUCCCAUGACAUUCAGACUGUGAUACUCAUUUCAGGCUUUUUGAGCUGUCAAUACAUUGCGACUCCUCAGCCGCCACCAGCACAGCGCACCUCGCCCUAGGGAAUCACAAUGCAUUGCCAGCUCAAAAUGGCCUUGAUCAGCUGAGAGACAGGUGGUUUAAGGAAGCCUGCUUCACAGCUGAUCAAGCCCCCUGCCUCCGGCUCAUGCGAGCUGAAGGCAAGGGGCAGCUUGUUUAAACUACUCUGCUGAGGGGCACAUGCGCAGCUGCCCGCACCUCAGCAGAACAGGUUAACGCCGUUCCCCCCGGCUUGAUCAGCUAUGGGGUGGGCAGGUGGCUACCCACCCCUCAGUUUUUCAAGCCCCUGUACCGCUCUAGCUCCCUCAAGCAGGAGUGCUAUAGGGUAGGACUAGGCAGUUUCAGACAUCGUGAUAUAUCAGUACCUCACAAUAUUUAGCUGCUGAUAUAUCACAAUGUUGAAAACCACCUAUUGCUCAGCCCUAAUGGACAACCUGUAACCCACCAGAUGUUGGGCUUCAUCUCCCAUCAGCCGGCACAGUAAUGGGCUGGGGACGAUGGGAGUUUGAGUCCAGCAACAUUCAGAGACCCUCACAAGUUUCGCCAUCCCCGUGGCAACACUUGUCUGGAGGACUAAGAAAGUAGAACCAGUGAAGUCAGUUGGCUCUACUGAUACUAUCCUCCUAAAUUAAGUGGCAGAAGAACAAGGUCUUGCCUAUGAGACUUAUCCAGAUCUUACUGCUGUUGGCCAACAAUGUCCAAAUUAAAAAAAUAAUGGAGGUGGAGGGAGGUGGCAGCUGAAAAGCUUAAGAAGGUGCUCCCUGGAUAAUUAGGCUUAGUGGGAUACAGUGCUACAUUUUAAUAUUGAUACUGACAGAAACUUGAUGGUGAGGAUCCUCUUGUGGGGGCAUGCUCCCUUUUCUCCCUUGCAGGAGGGAGAACCUGUUCUUAUUUAUUAUUUAGUUCAUGAAAUUUAUAUUCUGCUCAGUUUUGAAGAAAACGGACAGCCUCAAAGCUGUUUACAAACAGAUCAUCGUUAAGAAAAAAAUAAUAAUUUAUCUCAUCAACUUUCUAAGUAUAUCCUGUCAUCUGUGCACCGGUGAUGCCCCAGACUUGACUUGCCGUAGUCAGUGUUUAGUAAACAAAAGCUACCUUUCUUUUGGAAAGAAUCAAGACCGUGUCUAAUAUUUCCUGUUCAUUCCUUUUUGCAGUAAUAACAGUAAGCCAAAAUAGCCUGGUGGUGGUGGUGGUGAAACAGCCCCACUAAUUAAAAUCAGGUGUUUAUUAGUCUUUGGUGCACUAGUUAAUAAUUUGCAGAUUUAAAAUGUACAGUCCAGGUUAACUGAAUUCAGGUUGAAUCCAGACUCAAGUCAUACUUGAAGAAGACCCACUGACUGCAGUAGUCACCUUCCCCGUUAAUUUCAGUGGGUCUACUUGUGAGGAUGAGCGACAAGGAGUAGACAAGGCAGCCACAUAAAUUAAAACGUUUUCAGUUUUGACGGAUGGGAAAUCGAAGCAAGAGGGCACCGCAGUGGUGCCGUUUAUCUGUAGGCUUCCAAUGACUCAUCUUUGUUGCUUUGAUCAGGUGCCAGCCACAAACUCCCUGGAGGCAGAGGUGGCUCUGCCAGAUGCCGCUCAAAGACAGCUCUACGGGGGGGUCAGCCCAAAUGUCAUGUCUGCAAUGGGUAAGGAGUUGGAGAUGCUCUUCCUUUUCUGGCAGUAUGGUAUAGAAUGUUCUAAAUAAUCCACCCCAACAUCUUUCAGUUUGGAAUAAAUUGCAAUCCUUGAAACUAUAGCAACUGGAUUGUGCUUCAGGGGCCACGGGGACAUGAUAGAGGGGGAGGGGCCAAAAGGUUCUCCCCUCUAUGUGUGAGGGAAACCACACCUGAAAAAGACAGGUGAAUGAAGGGAUAGAGGAAACCAUUCCACCUGAAGGCCAGGUUUAUCAAAUGCUUUAGAAUAGGAUGAGAUUUGUUUAGAAAUUUGUCCACACUACCCAGAUGGCAGGAAGAAAAUAUGAGUUGAACUAACAAUAUUAAUGCAUUCUUUUUGUUGUGAAAUGGGUGAGGGCAGUGAGAAUACUGGGAAAACCAUUGUUCUUCUUUCCAUUAUUAUACCAGUUGGUUGUAUUGAUCAUGUCUUGUUUGGGUGAUUCCCACUGAGGCAUCUGGUUGGCCACUGUGAGAGACAGGAGACUGGUCCGGAUGGGCCUUGGAUUUGAUUCAGCCAAGCUGUUCUUAAUUCUUCUUUGUUUUUGAUGUCUUCCCCCACUCCUGUGUUUUGCAGCCAAUGAAAUGGCAUCCAUGAGGAACUCUGCUAUGGUAGUACCUCCUGUAUUAACUCCUGACGGGCAGGGAAUGACUGGUGUUAGGCCAACUGAGGUAUGUGAAAGUUUGAUAAUGGUUUCAUUCAAGGCCUCUUUUUUUGGCAGGAACUCUCAGGAGCAGAGUUCUGGAACCUUUUCCCCCCUCAAAAAAAUCCAUUUUAUUACAGUCGUACCUUUGUUCUCAAACAGAAUGCAUUAUGGGAGUCCGUUCAACUCCUGGAACCAUUCAAAAACCAAAGCAUGGCUUCUGAUUGGCUGCAGGAGCGUCCUGCAGCUAAUCGGAAGCUGUGCCGGACGUUCAGCUUCUGAAAAUCAUUCAAAAAACGGAACACUCUCUAGUUUUGAUCAUUCGGGAGCUGAGGCACAACUGUAUUAUUAUUAUUUAAACCUGAUUGGCUGGCUCUCCACUCGGCCAAUUGCAAGCGGGCAAGGGGGCGGCCCAUGAGGGCCUAGCAGUCCUCAUUUUCACCAUGUGCAUUUUCCUGAAGCAGUCCUAGUUUGUUUCCGCUGCCAGCUGACAAUUGCUAAGGCUCCCAUUUUGCACAGUAGAACCUGCGAUGCCAGAUCAGGUGAGUGCGGUGAUGAAACAGUCUGAAACAGAUCAGCCGCGUUGCAUCAGCUGGACUUCUCGACCUGGAAUGAAAAACACGUUAGACACCACAACAUUACAGCUUUUCAUUUCCACAGUCCAGGUGCUAUGUGCCUUCAAGGAAUCUCCACUCGACUGGUGGAUUAAAUCCUUCUGUGGUGUACACGUGGUGAACCAGUUCCGUCUUCCACAAAGGUGUGCCUCCACCUCAGAAUCUAGCACAAAAGAUUCUUGCACCUCUGCUCUGGAACACCUAGUCACCAUCUCUGCGCUGAAGCUCUGCAUCUCUGGCCUUGCUUCAUGUUGCAAAUGCUGCAAACUGUCCGGGCUUUUGGAAUCGCAUCCAAACUUCUCACAGUACAAACUUUCCACUGCUUUGACCACAGCAGCGCCACCUGCUGGUUGCAGUGAUGGUUCAGAUGACGUCACAGUCAGUUCCCCUUGUUCCCCUUCCAUUCUGGAGAGUCCUCCCCCCGAACAGGAAACAAUGCAACUUCCCUCCAAAACACCUCAAAACACGACUGGAGGAAAAACGCCCGCCCGGGAGGUUUGCCAGCUUCCCAGGCACUCUGCGGCCAUUCUCCAGUGCUCACUCUCUGGCUGGAAUUCUCCCUCAGUCCAGAGAGGCUGUUAAUAAGCGACUCCUCCCUUGUGAGAGAAGCACACUCACUUUCUCCUGGCACCGCAUCACAGAAGAAAGAGAACAGUCCGUAGUCGACUGCUACUUUAUUAAGACUGUACAAAUCAUGUCUGCUCGCCUGAGCAGUACAGCACAAGAGUCUACGACUCGACUCUGCUUCUAUCCAGAAGCGGAAGACCAACUCCCAGUAACUCCACCCGGUUACACAGAGAACACUGAGAACUGGCUGAGACUUCCUGUCUCACACUCAGGGACAUCACAUGAUGUCAACAAUGUAGCUGCUUGCUCGCAGCUGGUGGGAACUGAAAUCCCAACACUUUGGGCCUCAGGAAACAAUGCCUCCCAGAUCAUGUGGGCAUCUGAGACAGCAAAGUCCAGCCGGCAUCUUCGAUAGUCCGUCGCCAACUUGGAACGUCCAAGUGUGUCGCAGAUGAAAUUCCUGCCGAGCACACACUCUGGCUGUUGGCAUCUGACACAGCAUCAAACUGCUUUUGCAGCUUCGGGAACAAAACCACUGCUCCUCCACAUUCCCAGACAACACAGGGAAUGCAUCAGAAGAUUCAAUCUUCUCAAAGUUCAUGCCUGCUACUUCAACGCAGCACCGGGGAAAUUUCCCGCUCCCCCAUAGCUGAUGCUUCACAUCCAGCUAUUGUUUUGACAAAGCUUGCCGCUGCGCAAAUCUGCUUCAUAAGCAUCGGGGUAUUUCCUCCCUUCGUAGCACAUAAAUCAGGGCUACAUUCUCGGCAAAGACCUGCCGCAUCAGGCAUGUAACUCAGGGACUUGGGAUUCUACCCUUCCAAAAGGUCCAUUUCGCAGCUUAGUCCAAGCUGAAACAACCUUUACUGUCCUUAUCAGACGGCUAUAAAUCUUUUUUUAAAAAAUAAUAAUAUUUAUUAAUUUUCAACCAUUUAAACACAACAAAACAGAAAGACAAAAAAAAAGAAAGAACAAAAAAAAGAAAAACAAAAAACUAACAAAGCAUGACACAAACCAUUUCAGACACAGAACAAUUUCAAUGUCUUAUCUUUCAUUCCCUUAUUUCCACGACCUCCUCACACCUCCCUUUCUGUUUUCCACUUCUAUUAAUUAUUUCAGCAAUUCCUUUCCAUCUUCCUCUGUUUUCUAUCCUAUAAUUAUCUUAACAUAUUCUAACCUUAUUUUCCCUUUAAUACACUAUUAAUCUAUUUAUACUUGAUUCCUUAUAGCAUUUCUACUAAAGCCAUAUAACUUCAUUCCAACAUUUUUCUAACAUUCAUUAUUUUUACAGUAUUUCUAUAAAUAGUCUUAAACUUUUUCCAGUCUUCUUCCACCAGCUCUUCUCCCUGGUCUCGGAUUUCUGCCAGUCGUUUCCGCCAAUUCCAUAUAGUUCAUCAACUUCAUCUGCCAUUCUUCCCGAAUGGAUAAAUCUUGUGUCUUCCAGUACUUCACAAUGAAUAUUCUUGCUGCUAUUGUUGCAUACAUGAAACAAAUUCUAUCCUUCUUUAACACCAAUUGGCCGGCCACGCCCAGGAGAGAGGCCUCUGGUUUCUUCAAAAGGGUAUAUUUAAAUACCUUUUUCAUUUCGUUAUGAAUCAUCUCCCAGAGUGUCUUAAUCCUUGGGCAUGUCCACCAAAGGUGAACUCUAAUCCUCAAAUUCGUCUGUUUUUCCUUAAGUUCAGUCAUAGCGAGCGUCAACUUAUGUUCAUCAAAUUGCCUCUGUAGGGCUGGGGCUCUCUUUCUCUUUCUCUCCAGUUGUGUUUACCUUCAGCAGCAACAGCUUUUUCCAUGACUUCCUCCACAGCUUGCCAUAUCAAAAUAGGUUCUUGUAUCAAUUUCUGAGUGGUUUCUAUAUUGGUAUUAUCCAUACUCCCUGCAUUCAAGUCAACCUCAGCAAUUGAAACAUCCACUUUCGCAUUUAUCAUGUCCAUUUUCCUGUGAAGCUGAUCCAAUGAGUCAUUUAUCUUAUAUAAUGCAGCCACCAAAGCCUCUUCUGUCGACAUUCCUCUUAGUUUCAAAUAUACUAGUACAAAGACAGCAACAAAAAGAACAGGAGGGCCUCAUGAUAGACCUCUCCUGGAUUGUUACCAAGUCCUCCCAGACCUUAAUGUUUUGUCAGCAGUUGACUGGUCUGUUUUUCCUCUUCCAUUUACCAUAACAUUUGAAAGAUUCAAGUUCAGUCCCAGAGUCUCACGGUUUUUAACUUGCAGCUGGAAAUUCCCCUAGUCCAACUCUUGUAAAGCAACCGGUUUCAAAGGCUUCCACUAGGGGGAAACAGUUUCUAUUUGUAAUAGUCAAUAGUAUCCUCUUUUAAACAAUCCAAAAUUAGUUUCAAAUUAGUUUCAAUUUUCAGUUACUUUUACUCCUUUUUAAAGCAGCCGGAGACAGUAGAAACAAUGUAUUUCUCUUAUUUAACUAGCUGUCAAUGAACGUUCUAAGCGCUGUCAAUGAACAUUCCAAAAGACGUCAGUCCUACUAGCAGCCCGUUUCCAGGGUCAGAGCGGCGGUGUUUUAAGUCUCUUCGCUCUCUCCCGCAGGCAUACUCAAUCCUCAACUUCCCCCUCUCUUCUCCUGCCUCCAAGGGGGGGUUUAAUGUUCUUUACCAUUGGAAAUUUGAUCUUUUACAAAAGACUUUCCAGUACUCCAGCUUGCAACUUCAUUGCCUCAGUCUAUUUACAAAAGGGGAAGGCGGACUUCCUGUUUUGAACCUCCCCGUUACGAUACCAAAUUAAACAUUUAGAAAUCCAAUUCUUCCGCUUCAGGUCUACUCACGGGUAAUUACUUUAAAGUCAAAUUGUCCACAGGAAAAGGUCAGCGCUCUCCGGCAACGGCUAUGCGGCUUCGCUCCGUGGAAGAAGCAGACGAUUUGAUGCACCGCACCGCUCACCCCACGUCGCUCCAGAGCCCCAAAAACCGGGGUUCCCCGCGAGUGGGGGAGGCGCAAAAGGUGCCCGCCGAAUCCCACGUUCACAGGCUUCUCCCGCCUGUGAUUUUAACGGGUCUCCGCCUUUGCCGUGGUGGCCAGACCCAGAUUCCCAUGGAGCGGAUUCCUCCCGGUCAGAGGAAUUCCGCCAUUACCGGAGGCGCCUCCCCGGAAGUCCAGACGGCUAUAAAUCAAGCCUUCUUCGUGCGCGAGCUACUUUGGCAGCUGCACAAAACAUUCCAGCCUGUCUACGUUACUUUGGUUUUCAGGCACAGGCUUUUUUACUCACUGUCUGUCUCCGAGAGGCUUGCUUCAUGCUGCCGGUUCCAUAAACAGCCCCCGUUCUUCCUCUGCUGGCAUUGAGUCUGUGGCCCUGAUCCCUGGGCCCGUAACCAUUGUCGAGUUCAGCCUACACUUGAGUAGGACCCUGGCAGAGACACAUGCCCUACUGGCAUGUUCCCUCCCUCCUGGUCUUUUGGGAGCUUCAAAAGUUUUCUUCAGCCUGAACAUCAGAGUACCCGAUGCCAACCAACACCGGCACACUUAGGGAUCUGCAGAGUUUGCGCAUCUUGCGUGACAGACCCCAGCAACUCAGCAUUUUGGCUAAUCUACUUUAUUUACUUAUAAACACACACAGAGCACUGCAACAUGGCUCCCUCUCUCUCUAGCAUCAGACAGCAAAGAGAAAAAGAACAAAGGACAAUAGUCCCACUUCACGGAACACAGGAACACAAACAUCCUGUUUCCAUCACUUCCCACUCUGGAGUAAAAACACAUACCGUCAUGUAAAAGACAGUAAUCCUAUGACUGCAAGCAUGGAGCAGGAAUUCUAACACUCCCCGCCCCCCUGAGAAAACCACUGGUUUCAUUGGCUAGAGGCAGAGCUGUAGUCUUAAUUUGAGGCUGGGGGCUUUUUUACUUGGUGACUUCUGAGAUACAGACUCUACUCCCAGGAAAGUUUUUCUGGCACUUGCAUUGUUACUGUUUUUUAAGGCGCCAGAUUAAGACGCUUUUAUUUUCUCAGGCAUUUUAAAACAAACUUAUUUUGUAGAUCUAGUGGGAAAGGAACCAACAUUUUCUAACACUGCAGCUGUCCUGUUCAUUCUUCUGUCUGGUAAAAAGCCAAACUCCAAGUAUACGUGGCAAUACACUUCCCUUUGAUAAUUGGUGUUUUCUGUUAGUUUUGCGGGAGUUUGGAAGAGAAGUUUUUUCAUGCUUUCAGUGCCUUCGGGUUUUGUGUGCAACUGAUGGCCCAUCGCCAACUAAUAAAUAUGUACUACUUGAGACCGGGUCUGAGGCCUGCAGGAGAUCUGAGAAAAGUUUGCUUUCCUGUUUCAGGAGCCUGAGGAUGUGAAGAAUGUGCUACCUCUCCAGAAUCCUCUGCACUUAGCAGCAAUGCAGGAGAAUGGCAGUAACGCCAGUGUUUCUGGUGAGUCUCUACUCCAGGGGUCCUCAAACCUUUUUAACUGAGCCCGUUCACUGUCCCUUAUACACUGUUGGGGGCCGGACUAUAGUUUGGAAAAAAAUAUGAAUGAAUUCCUAUGCAUACCACAAAUUUUUUUGUAGUCCAAAAAAGCCCCAGGAAAAACAAUACAAUUUUUAAAAUGAAGAAUGAUUUUAAUCAACAUCUCUUGCCCACCUCUCCGCCUUUCUAUUCGGGCCAGCCAGGCACUUCCGCACCGGCGGUCGGGGCACGAGAAAGAGGCGAAACACCACCAGGAACCCGAAGUUUAAGGUGUUUUCUCGCAGGAAAGAUAACUGGGGGGCAGCAGCACGUGUGUUAGGAAUAAGGUGUUGGAACCAAAGGAUGGAAAGCCAACUGGACAGGCCCCAGCUGGAGCGUCUCCCUUCUCAGCCUUGCUGCUGCAGAGAUCAAUCAGUCAUCCUCAGACAUGUGCCUGCGACUUAUGCUGCUGUGUCUGAGCACACGUUACUCAGCAGAGUAAACGCACAACAGAUCUGGCUCGAGGCGUGGAUACUAGGCUACGUUUAUCGUACAUAAAUCAGGACAUGGUUCUGGUUCAGGUUCACUAAUUGGGGUUAGGGGCACGGAGGGGCUGCUCUUCUUGGAACAAUCCCGCCAUCCUGCAUGGAAGAGUGAAAGGACCAGCCCUGCCCCCGUUCUGGGCCCGUCUACCCCACGGCCCCGGCUGCCUCCCAAAAAGGGUGCUGAAAACUCUCAGCACCAGGCUCGAUAUUGCCCAGGCACCCCCCCCGGUGGAGACGGCCGUGCAUAUCCUCCUUCCUCCGAGUGGGGAAGAAACCCCCUCCGGCCACCGGUCUCUCUUCCCCUCAGACUCCACCCCUGCCUUCUUCUCCCUCUCCCUCCGUGAUGCCUGCCAACCUUUACCUGGUUCCCGGCCCUGCUGCCCGGGUCCAAGUGGCUCUUCUGCUUCUAAGGCAGCGGUGGCAGCAGUAGCAGCAGCAGCAGCAUCGCCACUGCCCCGGAGUCAGCCAGGAGAGAAGCAGCAGCAGCAGCAGCAGCAGCAGCAGCGGAGGAGGAUGGAGCAGAGGGGUGAGAAUGCUCUCCCUCAGCCCGUCCUUCCUUUUCCUUCCUUCUUCCUCCCCUCUUCACACUCAGCCACUCUGUCGCCUGCAGCCCAUGUCCUCCCUUUCCUUCUCUUUCCCAUGCCCGCCUGCUGGCCUACCUUUCUUGCUCCCCCCCCCAACAGAACUUGUGAGGCCUCCCCCCAGGCAGACAUUUUUGGGCUUCGGGGGCCUCAGCUCCGCCAUGAUCAAGGUUCCUGCUCUGUAUCUCCGCGCGCAGCGGCGGCAGUGGCAACAGCAACCUCAGCAGCAGCGCCGCAAAGAGAGCAGUGGUGAUUAACCCUUCUCUGCCUGACGAGUAUUGCUGCCGCCUUAUUGAGGCCAGCGGCCCUCACUUUGUCUCUGUGAGGUAAAGACCUGGAGCAGGGAGAAAGCGGGCGCUUCUCCAGUGGUCGGCCUCGUCUCCCUGCCAGGUCCUGCCCGCCUCUUCUCCCCUCAGCGAGCAAGGAAGCCAGAGCCAGUAAGCCCAGGUCGGCAGGCAGCCCUGGCUCUUCUUCCUCCCAUAGGCGUGCUUAAGGACCUGGUCUCAAGCCAGCUUCCUUGGGAGUAAGCACCACUCUGAGCAAAACGGCAGGCCGGGUUUAGGAACCUCGCGGGCCGGAUCCGGCCCUUGGGCUGUAGUUUGAGGACCCCCCUUCUACUCUUUUGGGGUAUGGGGUAAUCUGCAGAGUGGGUUAAGGCUCUGGUUAAGGGUUAUAGGCCUUCAUGAAUUAACUAGGGCUCUAUCCUCAGGACUGAAAUUUGCACUCCACCCCAGCCCAAAGAGAUGAAAGUGGCAGAGUCGUCAAUUAUACUGCUUUAUUACAAGAAAGUGUAGACUUACAGUACAGCAUGCAGAGUCUUGUUGCCUUUAGAGACUUGUGAUCAACACCAGAAAAGCAGGCAUACGCCAUGGCAUGUCUACGAAACUUGGCAUUCAAAUACUCUUGCACAACACAAUAAAAAAUGUUAUUCAGCGAACGGAAUACUGGAACACCUCCAUGUCCGUGCACUGACAUCUGCAUGCAGAGCCAGCAAUUGUGAAAGUCAGUGUUUGAUGCGAAAUGAAGGGUCCAAUCUAGGUACAAAUUUUCACUGUCCCCAGUGGGAACUGAUGACAAUUUAAGCCCCAAGUCCAUGUGAGGUGUACAAACAUAUAGGCACAGGUAUAGGUACAGCCAGAAAAGGAGCUUCAGGACCACCAUUUGAAAUUAGCCAGGUGCCAGGCAUGUUUUGCAACAGGCAACCAGCCUUUUGCGAGGAAGUGAAGAUGUCUGGUUGCCAGGCUGACAAUUUACAUCUCCAUCUGGCUGGCUGGCUGGCUCUGCUGCGAUGCCACAAUGGUCAGCUGGUCUACGGGGCAGCGCUGCACCAAGCGAAUGCCUCUUUUGGUGCUGUGCGAGCCAACUGAUUCAUGCAGCAGCGCAGCAGCAGAAAGAUGCAGCGUGAGUCCCUGGGCUGGCUCUGAGGCUGUGGGAGGAGAAAUGCCUCCUCAGCCAGCACCCAAGUUUGAUUGCUGCGGGUCAGGGGAAGUGCUACCCCCCCCCCCCGCAGCAUGAAUCACCUGUGAAAAGGACAAAAUGGCAAAUAGAUUUUCUGUUUUUGUACCCGUAACCCAAGUUCCAGCAGCCAUGUGGCGAAUAGCUUUUCUAUCCUAGUUUCUAACACUGCCCAGGACCAUCCGCAGUACAGUCAUACCUCGAGAUAAAUGUGCUUUAGGUUGAGCAUUUUCAGGUUACGCUCCGCGGCGACCCGGAAGUAACGAAGCGUAUUACUUCUGGGUUUCGCCGCAUGCACAGACGCUCAAAAUGACGUCACGUGCAUGCGCGGAAGUGGCAAAAUGCGACAUGCUCAGUCGCGUGUUACAUUCUACUCAGGAUGCGACCGGGGCUUCGGAACGGAUCCCAUUGGCAUCCAGAGGUACCUUGGAAGUUGAAAGGAAUCCGUUCCGAAAGUCCAUUCAAGUUACAAAACGUUCGGAAAGCAAAGGGCGGCUUCCGAAAAUAGUUUGGAAACCGGAACACUCACUUCUGGUUUUCAAUCAUUUGGGAGUCGAAAUGUACGGUUUCCAAGGCGUUCGGCAACCAAGGUCCGACUGUAUUUUUUAAAAUUUAAUUUUUAUUAAGUUUCCAAAUUUUAACAAAUUGAUCCAAAUUAUUAAAUUUUAUACAAUUUAAAUUUUAUACAAUUUAAUACAAUUAAAUUUUAUACAAUACAAACUCCUGCUGGCCUUAAUCCCAGCGGGGGUUGCUCUCUUUUCCACUCCUGGUGCGGACCAGAAGAAUGAGUGUGUGUGUGUGUGUGUGUGUAUCAAUUUGUUUGUUUGAGAGGGGAGGUGUAAAAAAAGCAUUGUAAAAACCCUUUACAGAGCAUAAAUAAUUGACUCCCCUCUCUUCCCUCAAUAUCAGAUAACAUCAUAAUGCCUGCACAUGGUUCUUUCAUUUUGCAGGAGAGGUCAGGAAGAGAAAAGGCCAUUUAAGAACCAAACAAACAUUGGCUUGUCCCCCGCUUCCUUUCCAGCUGCUGUUGGGUUUUUCACACUUGUUAAAAAUCAUUCAAUCAUUUGGAUACCUUCUUGGUUCAAAUCCAGUCCUUUCGGCAGCUGAUUAGUUGCAGCCCUUUAUCAUAUGCUGUUUCAGAAACACCCCAUAAUUAAUGCCAAUAUUCCAAAUUCUUGAUGAACCCUGCACAAAUCAUGUUGCUGACAGAGGCUCAUCCACGGUGGAGACACAAAUUCCCAGGUUGCGCCUGCUCUGCCUUUCAGUUUGGCAGACGUGGGCAUAAGCAGCACAGCGGGAUGCAGUGAACUCCCCAGAGCCCCCUGAGGGUGGAGUAUUGCCAGGAGUUUUACCUCAUAAGUCCUGGCUUUCCCCUGCUUGAACCUCUCCUUUGCCCCGGAGGGCAGAGGAGAGCUAGCGCCAUAAAUCAUGGGUGUGGUCGGAAACACUACAUUUUCUUCUAAUAAAGCCCGAGAACUGAUCACACUGGCGUUUUUGGCAUACUUUGGUAUCAAACAUGCAUCAAACCAUUUCCACAGGCCCUCCUUUUGAGCCUGCGGAUCAGGACAAUGCACAAAAUCCCUUUUAUCUCCAUAUUGAGUAAACCACAAACUCAUCACUGCUGUGUCACAGAAAAACCCAGAGGCUCAGUUUGGGCGUGGGCUUGUUAUCCGCUUCUUGAAUUCUCAAGUUCUGAAACCAGAAGUCCGCGAAUGCCAUGCAGAUGAGUUAGAAAAAACCCAAGCGCUCCUGAUUCCAUAUGCUUAUUUUCUUUACGUGUUCUCUCUCUCUCUCCCUCUCAGAGGGCCUGUUUCCCACACCUGAGAUGAACCCUCUACCUCAACAUCAGGAAUCAAUUUUCCCCCAGCAAAUGGACUAUGGAGACACUAUUCUGGGCAGUCUCUUGAGUAAGUGAGAGAGAACUAUAGAAUGGGAAGUGAAGAGAAGUCAGCGCAACAGGGCUAAUGGGCAUUGUAGUCCCAUGAUAGGUUUCCCACUUCCUGAGGAAUCAUUCAGUUCUGCCUUAACUGUGCUUGACUGUUCCUAGCAAAGCAACCAAGGCAGCAGGAUUUAACCCUCCCUCAUGCAUCACCUCAGAGGAGUGAAUCAAACAGUACUUGCAAGACAUGUUCCCCAUGUCUGUUGUAAAAGGCUAUAGGGCGGCAGGCUAGGAACACCUCCCUAGAUUCUGGAAGGUCAACACGUGUCUGAGUAGACAUUAUCCUGUUGGAUGUGCCAGUGUUGUGGGAAUUCUGGGGGGAAACUUUCAGUUGGAAAAUUUCCCACUCCACUAAACCAACGCACAUCUGAUUUAGCAAGUUUAUUUGACUAUUUAAAGGGGGGGGAGCUGUGUUAAUUGACAUGUUAAUUUUACAUGUAUACACCUGAAACAUUUUCCCAAUAGCUAAAAAUAGCUGAAAUAUUUGGAGGGUGCAGAUUCAGAUAACCUGCAGGUACAGUGGUUUAAAUGUUCAAGCAGAUUCAGACAUAACCUGAGGACAUAGAUUCCCCUUUUAAUUAUUUUAAGGUUGGUGGGGGAGGCGAGGCACUGAAAACAACUGUUAAUAUACACUAUUUUUUUGUGUUGUUUGAAGAACUCUGCUACCGUACCUAGUUUGCUACCUCGUUGAUGGUCACCUGAAUUGCAGGAAAUUAGAACCAGAUCUAAUUAUAGCUUAGAUUUGGCUCACUUGGAAUCCACUGCAGUUGCUGACCUUGAAGUCUUGAGGACUUUUAUGCCAACAGGCUUGCUCAGUUGGUUAAAAUGUUUUUGAGUAGCCAGUCAUUUUAUCAAUUGCGUUAUGCUGCUUUAAUCUGUUUAAAAGUAAAACCAUUGCACGCUACCCUGAUAUUUUGUGAGAGGAUGGCUGUAUAAGUAUUUUUAUAAACAAAUAAAAAAAAAGCUUCAUUUGUAUCACAUUCGUUCAUAAUGUUCCCUGGUUGAAGUAUGUUUGAAGGAGGCCCCCCAUUCUUCCCGUUGUACAGAUUGGGGUAAUAAUUAUAAUAAGGAUAACAAUAACAAUAAUUUUACUAUUUAUACUCCACCCAUUUGGCUUGGUUUUAUCAGACACUCUGGGUGCCAUGAGGCUGAGGUGCCAUCAGUUUGCUUGGGGCCAUCAAAUUAGGUUACUUCCCAGAUCUAAUUCAAUUUCUUGUUCAAACCGAACUGAACUACACUGUCUCAUACCAGAAAGUGAACCUUUGUACAGUCAUACCAUGGUUUUCGAACAGAAUGUUCAACUUUCGAAGUGUUUGGAAACCAAGGCACGACUUCCAGUUGCAGAGGCAGGCUGGAAACAAUAGCAGAAGCCACAUCAAAUGUUCGGAUUCCAAAGAAACAUUCGAAAGCCAGAACACUCACUUCCAGGUUUCGAUCGUUUGGGAGCCAAAAUGUACGAGUACCAAGGUGUUUGACAACCAAGGUGUGACUAUAUUUUCUCGUCUUCUGUCCAGGCGACAGAUUUCGGAACCAGAUCAAAAUGGAGAAUUCUGAUGAUGAUUUGGAGACGGAAUUCAGCUUUGAGGGCUUACCAGAUGAACCUGCAGAGGGUGAUUCGAAUACCGAGGUUUCUGACCCGAGUCCUGAGGGGAAACAAGAUGAGCAGACGGGGAAAGGCAGUAAACGGAAGAGGAAAUGUGUGAGGAGGAAAGGCAGAUAUUACCCCAGAGAGAAAAAGCACAUUUGUCCUGAGUGUGGGCACAUGGCCUAUUACCUUUCAGAUAUGGUUAGACACAUAAAAACCCACUUGACGAAAGGGGCCUACAAGUGCCUACAGUGUGGGAUGACCUACAAAGAGAAAUCAUCUCUGGAGGCUCACCAGCAAGUCCACAUGGCCCAAGGUGAUGCCAGCAGCAGCCAAAGUUAUGGGGCAGCGACCUCAAGUGCCCCGAUGCAUAAAGAGCACAUGUGCCCCACGUGUGGACAGGUCGAAGCUACACCAGAGUGUCUCUUUGAGCAUAUGAUAACCCACCUGGAGGCAAGGCCUUUCAAGUGUCCAGAAUGUGAAAAAACCUUCCGGUAUAAGUCGCAUCUUGCUCUUCACCAGGAGAUGCUACACUCGCAGCAAAAAAAUGUUACGGAUUAUCGCAGGAUGCCCAGAGGUAGGUCAGUUAUUUCAGUCUGAGGCUUCCUGUGCCUGUUUUGAUGUUGCUUGAUCCUGUAAGUAUUCUGCUGUUUUUCCUCUGCAUUUUCAUUGUUUUACAGCAGAGCUUUCCAAACUGUUGUGACACAUUUGUUGGCUACAGUGUGUAGGUAUGUCAUGUGAAUGCGCCCUGCGCUCCUCCCAGGGCUGGAAAGGGGUUAGCUGAACCUCUAGUUUGCUAGUAAAACUAAAUUACUGUGCAUGCUAAAAUUGUUGGGAUUUGAGUACCAACCAGCUGCGUGGUAGCAGUAUAUUGUUUACAUCAUCUGAUGUUUCUGAUGUUUCUGAGCGUGAGACAGGAUGUCCUACGCUGUUCCCAGGGUUGUGUUCUCAGUGUAACUUGAGACCUUCCCGUUGUUGCUGCAAAGGGGGAAGCAGUGAGUUGUACAGAGGCUGCUGAGAGAGCAGACAUGUUUGUACUAGCUCUAUGUACAGUGUACAGUCUUUACAGACUACUUUCAGACUGUUUCUUUCUUCUGCUGAGAUGCAAGGGGAAAGUGAGUGUGCAUCUCUCAAAAGGGAGGUGUCGCUUAUCACCAGUCUCUCUGGACUGAGGGAAGUUCAGCCAGAGGGUGACCACUGGAGAGAAGCCCCGGUGCCCGGGAAAAGGAGUCAGCCUUUCCUGGGGGGUGGGGGCGAUUUCCAACAAAAACUACGUCACUGGCAUGAAAAGUGUCAGACGGAGCGUGCCAGCACCCCUUUUCUGCCACCCUUUUCCCUCUCUCUUCCUCCUUGCCCAGCAGAUUCCCAGGGUGGGGGCAGAUUGUGCUUUCCAGAGACACAAGCUGAUUGCCUGCAAAAGGGCUUUUGAAACAGCUGUGAGGGCCUAAGCUUCUCAACCUGUGAUACAGAAAGUUGGGCUACUAGCGGGGCCGACUUUCUAGUGUAGUUCAUCCUUUGGCCUUGUGUGUGCGGUGCUCCCUGUGGUUAUACAGUCUUCCGUGUUGUGAUACCAUUUGUCUCCUCUCGCCGCCACCUCCGUUCACAUCUUCCAGGGGUAAGAGGUCCCCUCUCUUUCUUUUUGCAGUCGCCCCUGGGCCGAGCACGGCUGAAAACUCUCCUCUGCUGCUACAGCCCCUGUCUACUGCUUUGGUGAGUGCUAGCUCCCCUUCAAAGCUGCUCUUGAGCCAAUCCGAAGGAGAGGGAGUGCCUCUUUCUCGCUAUGGGACAAAAACAGUGAAGGUGGUGCUGACCAAGUUUGCCAAGCUCUGCAAUGGGAGGAAGCACACCUGCCCUGAAUGUGGGUUUGUCUCUGAAAGCUUAGCGGGCAUCAUUCAACACAGGAGAGUCCACACGGGGGAGGUGCUCUACAAAUGCAACAAAUGUGGGAAAUGCUUCGAGUCAUCGUCACACCUCGAAAAACACUGCAGCAGAAAUACAUGCCAGCAAAACAGCCUUACUCCGGAUGCCCCUCUUGAAGAAGGCCAGGUGUCGUACGAAGGUGAGCAUAAUAAUUUGGUUGAUCCCCAAUAAUUUGCAAAAUACAGGCAUCCCCCCACUUGCUGUUAUGUCCCCUGGCUCCACACAUGUAUGUGAAAUUGCACAAAGUGGGGAGGGCGCUGUUGAGAGAGGCUGGCCAUCCAUCCAUCCAUCCCACCUGCCUGCCUUCCUGCCUCCAGGGAUUGGCAAGUUGAGCUUGGGGGUUCGUGGCAGAGUGGGUAGCUAUUCUGCUGUGAGGCUUCUUGAUGCUCUCUCUCUUAGUCUCGGAUGUUUCUGGAGACAGUUUUCUUUUUAUCUAGUCUCCCCACCCCACCCCCUUUGCCUACUUGUGGGGCAGUGAGGGAGAGCAGAGGGACUCAGAUCCUGCCUAAGGAAUAAAAUUGGCACAUGCAAGCGAGGAAGGGGUGAGCCGAGGCAUGAAGCACCCCCAAACUGACAGCUCUGCUGGCCAGGAAGAAGAAAGUCAAGGACGGUGUGUGAGUGGGGGGAGGCAAGACACUCGGAACACCUGUGCAAGCUGUCCCCCCCCUCUCCAGCGUUCUCCUCUUUUCGUGCUGUUUUGGUGCCUUUUCCUGGUUUAAAACCUCUGUUUAUGAUAUGUGUCUAGGUAAGUGGAAUAUGUUUAGGUGGUGUGGUGUAAGAUCAGUUUCACAAUAGCAGACAGAACUGCAAGCCUUCAUGGAAACAUCGUUGCAUGUGCAUUUUCCUUUCUGUUUUUGUACACUUGUGAGCAAGAUAUCUGUUGUGUGGGGAGAGGUCCCAUAUACAGUGGUACCUUGGCUCUCAAACUUACUGUAUUUUUUUGCUCUAUAAGACUCACUUUUUCCCUCCUAAAAAGUAAGGGGAAAUGUGUGUGCGUCUUAUGGAGCAAAUGCAGGCUGCACAGCUAUCCCAGAAGCCAGAACAGCAAGAGGGAUUGCUGCUUUCACUGCGCAGUGAUCCCUCUUGUUGUUCUGGCUUCUGAGAUUCAGAAUAUAUUUUUUCUUGUUUUCCUCCUCCAAAAACUAGGUGCGUCUUGUGGUCUGGCGCGUCUUAUAGAGCGAAAAAUACGGGUAAUCUGUUCUUGAAGUCUGUUCAAUUCCUAAAACGUUCGAAAACCAAGGUGAGGCUUCCGAUUGACUGCAGUCAAGCAGAAGUCGUGUCGGACAUUCGGCUUCCAAAAAGCAGCCGAAAACCAGAACAAGUUUUAUCAAAAUGCCAGUAUGCUAUAACAAUGUGCGCCAAGCUGGCAGGGGCUUUCCUUCCCCAGCCAAUCAGGCAGUCUGCUUCUAUACAAAAAGUAAAAAAAGAAACUUAAUAUAAACAAUCUGCGCACGCGCCCCCCCCCCCCCAUUAUAUCAGGGAUGGGUGGAAUUAACUUACAAAAGGUCCACUUAGCAGGGAAGGUUUGAAAGCAACUUUAGGACUUAUAGAAAAGCACCAUGCAAGUUGCGUCUCACCACAGCCGGGAGGGGCUUCCUUUUUUAUCCCGUCUCACACCAAAUGGUUUCCAAAUCAGUCCAAAUUGUUCCAAAUUUAAAUCUUCUGUUUAAAUUUCGGCUUUUUAUGUCCUGAAGAGUCUGCCGCUCAAUCCACUCGGAGCCAGAAGCUUCACUUUGCGGAGAUAGUGGUGGAUCCCAGCACUCGCACCUCAAUCCCGUCUUUUCUUCUCCACUCCUUACAGAGCAAUCCGGGAGAUGGGAGAGAUCACCCAGAGUGCAGCCAGAUCACAUGCACCCAAAAUAAAUCCUUUUGGGUUUUUUGAGAUCCACAGCGCCUUUGUGUGGCCUCAUAUCCCCCCGCAAAGCUCAGAUCUUCACUGGAAGGCUAGAUCUGUGCUCCAUGGUGAUCCGCGACAAACCGGAAGUCCUUUUCCUUGUCUGUCUCUUGCCCGCCCCCCGGGUUUUUGCUGAAAGUUGUCAUGCCUUGAGCAGAGCUGAUAUCCCAAUGUUGUUCCAACAAUUUCUCCCUCAGUCAGUCCCGUACAGUGGUACCUUGGUUCUCGAACAGCUUAGUUGUUGAAUAAAUCUGCUACGGAACGGCGAAAACCCAGGAGUAGCUGUUCCAGUUUUUGAAUGUUUUUCAGAAGCCGAACAUCUGACGCGGCUUCCACUCUUGAGUGCAGGAAGCUCCCUGCACCUUGGUUUUCAAAUGCUUUUGGGAGUCAAACAGACUUCUGGAAUAGAUUAAGUUCAAGAACCAAGAUAACCACUGCACUCUGUUUUUACCAUUUUAACAUUACUGGGCUACAAAAUUCACUCUAUCUGUGUAGCUGGAUUUUAGCUGGUUUUUCCCCAGCCCCGGGAGGAGAGUGAUCUGGCAUUUUGCCAGUGUACUUGGCAAGCUUCCAGAUUCUGUUCAUCCCCCCUUUACACCAAAAAUAAACUAGCCUUCCAGGUUACAUACUCACGGUGUGAUAAAUUGCAUAGUCCAAUUAAGUCAAAUUCCACAUGCCUUCCAAAUACCAUUCUCACAAAGUGGUAUUCAACGCAAUCCAAUUAGAUUUCUCCCAUGCUUAGUCCUGUGCUUCUUUGUUAUGCAUCUUUAACAAUAGCUACAUAAGUCACUCGAUCUCCAUCAAUAUCCUUUUCCACCGUCUUUCCUCCCAACAUAAGAAAAGUGGUCUAUUAUCUUGCCAGUGCAUUUGGCAAGCUUCCAGGCUCUGUUCAUUCCUCUAUUUCACAGAAGAUAAGAAGGCUUCUCUGUUCCAUACUCCACUGUGAUAAUUAGCAGUCACCCCCUUUUUUUUGUUCACACAGUUCUAUUUUAUAUUGUAUUCCAGAUCUGGACCUCUGCAAUCCAGUUCCUUAUUCUUCACUUGCUCAUUAAAAAUUGCUUUAUCUUCCUAGAGAAGGUUGCCAAAUCAUAAAUAUAAAAGGAAAAAACUUUAUUUCCCCCACACCAUGUUUUACACCGAAUAAAGUUCUUUCAAGUUCAAACCUUAGCAACCUUGCAGCUGCUUCCGUUAUGCAGUUUAUUAUCUCAACAUUUCCAGCAUGUGCCUGUACAUUAGUCCCAAUUAAACUCUAAUUAACAGGAGAACCUCUGCUUCUUAAUGGCGACGUAGGAGGGUUAUCGGCAAAUGAAACACUUUUACGCUCAGUGUCUCUGCCUCUUGCAUUCCAUGUUGAAGUAAGAGCCAGAUACCAAGACACCUGCGACUGAAGCUCCUCCCCCUGUCCCUGAAGGGAACUUGCAAGGAUAAUUACCCUCGAUCAUCCUUGGUUUUUCCUUUGUCGACAAUCUCCCGCUGUCCUGGGAGCUGUCUCCAUUAAGGCACUGGAACCAGAAGCCGUGUGACCUUGAUCUCUGGUUGUGCAGGAGAGCUGAGGGCAUUCCCUUUCUGCCUGCUCCCCAGGUAGCCUUUUGAAGUGCUAAACGAACUGCAAAGAUGCUCAUUCACCCUUGAUCAUUCUUGGUUUUUUCUUUGUCUACAAUCUCCCGCUGUCAUGGGAGCUGUCUCCAUUAAGGCAAUGGAACCAGAAGCCGUGUGACCUUGAUCUCUGGUUGUGCAGGAGAGCUGAGGGCAUUCACUUUCUGCCUGCUCCCCGGUAGCCUUUUGAAGUGCUAAAUGAACUGCAAACAUGCUCGUGCACACAUUUAAAUAGAUGCUUCUCUCACAGGCAGGGUUGAGAGGGGGCAGGAAACACAUUGUAGUUUGUAAAUAAAUAGAGAAAUCUUGCUGGAGAAGCUGUUUCUUCUGAUCACACAGAAGAUACUCACUUUGGAGAAAAGGAACUACUAUGUGGAAAACACCAUUUAAAGCAGAGCUUUCCAAACUGUCACAAUGUUGGCUGCAGUGUGUAGGUGUGUUGCACAAAUGCUCCCUGAGCUCUUCCCAGGGCUGGAAACGGGUUAGUUUAGCCUCCAGUUUGCUAGUAAAACUGAAUUAGUGUGUCGCAAAAUGAUGUAUAUGUAUGUCUAAAAAGUAUGUCAUCAACAUGAAACGUUUUGACAGCUCUGCUUUAAACUGAUGCAUAUUCUAUUAAAUGGAAUCUUUUUGAAAUACAGUAGUACCUCUGUUUUUGAAUGUAAAACCAUUUGAGUUCUGAAAUGUUCAAAAACUGAAAACUCAAUAUGGAAAACUCAAUACGGAAGCUGUGUGGCAUGUUUAACUUCUGAGGCCCGUAUGAAAACCAAAAUGUUCGUCAACAGAGACGUUGGAAAACCGAGGUACCACUAUAGAAGAAAGGAUAUAAUUGUAUGAUAUUUUAUGUGCAAGGGAUGCAAGUAUGACCUAUCAACGUUUUAUAAUUCAAACUACAAUUGGGUCGGAGGCGGGACUUUUAGAUUUCUACAGCAUACUUGCCUUUAUAUACACCUAUACCAUGUCGUCUCUGAUGGGUUGUUGUAACCCAUCCUUGUAGGGGCACAUUUCUCUAACGCCUUAAUCAGACCGAUAUGCCCUGUCUUGUAUUUAUUUGCCUUCCCUGCAGGUGUUGAGGACCCUCUGCCCACAAUUAAAACAGAGGAAGAAGAGUUUGAGAUAUCCCCAGAAGGUCUUACAUUGAGUCACGAACCUGCUUUGAGUGAACACCCGGGAGGGGACAGUUUGUCCGCGUUAGCUGCCAUGGCAAGUUCAGCUAACUUUCGGAAAAAGCAACACACUUGCCCACAAUGUGGAUACAAGGCUAGGAGUUUAACAGACCUUGUUUCCCAUAUGAGGAAACAUACUGGAGAAAAGCCCUACAUGUGCCCUCGGUGUGGAAAAACCUUUGCAUGGAAAGCGAGCCUUAGGAAACACACGCUAUAUCUUUCCUGCUCAGCAAAGAAGCCUGUUCCUGACACCUCUGUUUCCAAUACCCCUUUGGUUCCCCAGAUUCCUGUGGCGGAAUGUGACGUAACACUUAGUGGUGAGUGCUCGUCUACGGUGAAUCAUUAGAUAUUAGAGGAUUGUGCAGAUUCUUUUCCUAACAGUUGCUAGGAAUACAGCUUUGAGGUUAUACUUCUUUCUUUUUUGGCAACUGAUCUGUGUAUAAAUUUUAUGAAAUAAACCAAAUCAGAUAAAUAAGAGAACAAGCCCCUGCCCCAAGGAGCAGAAUACUUUACUACAGUGGUGCCCCGCAAGACGAAUGCCUCGCAAGACGAAAAACUCGCUAGACGAAAGGGUUUUUCGUUUUUUGAGGUGCUUCGCAAGACGAAUUUCCCUAUGGGCUUGCUUCGCAAGACGAAAACGUCUUGCAAGUUUGUUUCCUUUUUCGUAAAACCGUUAAUACCCAGGGUGCAUUGCUUGAAGAGGUGCAGUUGCGACUUGACUUCGAGGAGCAACUCAUAGCACGCGGUGUGGUAGCCUUUUUUGAGGUUUUUGAAGACUUUGGUGAUUUUUGAAGCUUUUCCAAAACUUCUUUUGCAGCCAUUCGGUAAGUUAAACUUUUAAAACUUUUUUGGGGGGGGGUUGGAUUUUGGGUUGGGGUGUUUGGAAUUCAAGGACUUGGUGUUGGGGAGGGGUUUGCAAGAAUCUGGAAGCUUGUGUGUUUUUUUUCUGCAUUUUUAUGAUUUUCUGUGACCAUUGGGCCACUCUGGUGUUUUUUUUAAAAAAGAUUCUGGGUUUGAAUUUCUGUGUGGUGGGUGGCUGGGGGAACAGUUGAGGAGGGGUUUGCAAGAAUCUGGAAGCUUGUGUGGUUUUUUUCAGCAUUUUUAUGAUUUUCUGUGACCAUUGGGCCACUCUGCUGUUUUUUUAAAAAAAAUUCUGGAUUUGAAUUUCUGGGUGGCUGGGGGAACAGUUGGGGAGGGGUUUGCAAGAAUCUGGAAGCUUGUGUGGUUUUUUUCUGCAUUUUUAUGAUUUUCUGUGACCAUUGGGCCACUCUGCUGUUUUUUUUAAAAAAAAAUAUGGGUUUGAAUUUCUGUGUGGUGGGUGACUGGGGGAACAGUUGGGGAGGGGUUUGCAACAGUUGGGGAGGGGUUUGCAAUUUCUGUGUGGUGGGUGGCUGGGGGAAUAGUUGAGGUUUUUGAAGACUUUGGUGAUUUUUGAAGCUUUUCCAAAACUUCUUUUGCAGCCAUUCGCUAAGUUAAACUUUUAAAACUUUUUUGGGGGUUUUGGGAUUUUGGGUUGGGGUGUUUGGAAUUCAAGGACUUGGUUCUGGGUUUGAAUUUCUGUGUGGUGGGUGGCUGGGUGCUUUUGAAUUUUUUGGAUGUGAAGCACUGAUUAUUUGGGGGGGGGGAUUGCGCAGGUAGGAGCUGUGCUGCCAUGGGACCCAAGAAGACUGCUGCUGCAGAGGCCGGCGAGGGGAAGAAGGAGAAGGUUAUGCUGGAAAUGAAGAAGGAGAUCAUCCGGAAGCAUGACGGUGGAAUGCGUGUGACAGACCUCGCCAGGGAGUACGGGAGGAGUCCAUCGACCAUCUGGACCAUCCUGAAGAUGAGGGAGAAGAUCCUUGCGACUGAUGCAGCCAAGGGAGUCAGCAGGAUCGUGAAGAACCGCCCAGCUGUUCUGGAGGAGGUGGAGAAGUUGCUGCUCAUCUGGUUAGAAGAGAAGCAGCGUGCAGGGGACACAGUGACUGAGGCCGUCAUUUGUGAGAAGGCCAAGGCCUUGCACGCAGACCUCGUCCGGGAACAGCCAGGAACCUCAGGUGAGCCAGAAGUCUUCAAGGCAAGCAGAGGCUGGUUUGACCGGUUCAAGACAAGAUCUGGAAUCCAUAGCGUGGUCAGGCAUGGAGAGGCUGCCAGUUCUGAUGUUUCUGCGGCUGAAGACUUUGCAGCGGAGUUCCUGGAGGUUGUGAAGACGGAGGGCUACGUUCCACAGCAGGUCUUCAACUGCGACGAGACCAGGCUGUUUUGGAAGAGGAUGCCCAAAAGGACUUUCAUCACACAGGAGGAGGCCAAGUUGCCUGGCCACAAGCCCAUGAAGGACCGUCUGACCCUGCUCUUCUGUGCCAACGCAAGCGGCGACCUGAAGAUCAAGCCCCUGCUGGUGUACCACUCGGAGAACCCACGGGCCUUCAAGAAACACAAGGUCGACAAGGAGCAGCUGAGUGUCAUGUGGCGAUCCAACAGUAAGGCUUGGGUCACACGUGUGCUGUUUGUGGACUGGGUCAAUCUUGCUUUUGGCCCUGCUGUCAAACAGUACCUGCUGGACAACGACCUGCCGCUGAAGGCUUUGCUUCUGAUGGACAAUGCUCCUGCUCAUCCUAAAGGCCUUGAGGAGGACUUGUUGGAGGAGUUCAGCUUCAUCAGCAUCAUGUUCCUGCCGCCUAACACCACGCCACUGCUCCAGCCGAUGGAUCAGCAGGUCAUCGCCAAUUUCAAAAAACUCUACACCAAGGAGCUUUUCAGGCGAUGCUUCGAGGUGACUGAUUGCACCACCAUCACCCUGUGGGAAUUCUGGAAGGACCACUUCGACAUCGUCACCUGCUUGAAGAUGAUCACCACGGCCUGGGACGGGAUCAGCCAAAGAAAUUUGAAUUGCACUUGGCGCAGCCUGUGGCCGGACUGUGUGGCACCAAGUGACUCUGAUGCACCAGAGUCAACAGUGGUGCAGGACAUUGUUGCCUUGGGGAGGACCAUGGGCCUGGAGGUCACAGAAGAGGACGUCAGCGAGCUGGUGGAGGAGCACAACCACGAGCUGACCACCCAGCAGCUGGUCGAACUGCAGGCAGAGGCUGCGCAGGAGCAGGCCUCACUGGAAGAGGAGGAAGCAACUGAGGGACAUUUGCCUGAAGUGAAAGGAUGUGCAGGCUUUGGCACAGCGGCACCACCCUGACAAGCACGUGGCACAUGACCUUGCUAACACUUUUGAUACGAGGGUCAUGUCACCUUUCAGGGAGGUGCUGAAAAAGCGGAUGAAUCAGCAGACCAUGGACAGGUUCUUCAGCAAGAAGCAAAGAGUGGAAGAGGAACCUUCUUUGAGUUGUCCCCCAGAGUCUUAGAAAAUGUACUGUACACUUUGUUGAUUUUUAAAUGUUUUUCUGUCAUGUUUAGAAACUUAAUUGUUCCUUCAAUUUUUGAAAUGCUCUUUACAGUAUGUGUGACUUUAAAGAGCGCUUAAUAAACUCUUGUUGUACCAAAUUUGGCUUUGUUUGGACUUUUUUUGACCAUAGGAACGCAUUAAUUGAAUUUCAAUGCAUUCCUAUGGGAUUUCGUGCUUCGCAAGACGAAAAAUUCGCUAGACAAAAAACUCGCGGAACGAAUUAAUUUUGUCUCGCGAGGCACCACUGUAUUCUAAGUAAGCUCAUUUUUUUGCCUCAUACUGGUUUGCUAAGUAUCUUGUCUCUGCCACAAACUCGUUAAGCAGCCCUUUUAGGCAAGAUACAGUUUGUGUGUGUCCUUGUCCUUUCUCUGCUUCCCAUCAGCAACAUGGGAAUAUUGAUCACCUCCCCUUGUGGGGUGUCGUGAGGCCUGUACCAGGAUCAUAUACUUGAGCACUUUCCUAUACACCAGAGGUUCCCAAACUUACUUGGCCUACUGCCCCCUUUUCAGGAAAAUAAUAAUAAUAGGCACCCCCCCCCCCCCCGUUACAUCAGUAAGCAUCAUUAUACAACAGAUGAAAUAGGCAUGAACAGUUUUUCAAAACUGGACGAGGAGGUGAACUAGGCCCCGUGAUUAAAAAAACCAUGGGGUGGACUGGAGUGAAGCCUGUCAGCUCAGUCCAAUCCGCCCCACGGGCAGAGUUGGCACUGCAGCCCACCUGCCAUUGGACAAAUAAGCAGCCAAGCUGCGAUCCACUUUCUGGGCCUUCUUUGUUUCCACUGCCACCUUGUUUUUAUCCAACAGCCCCAACUGUACCCAAGCCUACUCCCUUCCCCCACCCUGGAUGAUUCCAGAGUCCCCCAGGGUGUGGUAUUGCCCACUUUGGGAAACACUGAUUUACACCCUUCUUUACAAAUGGAUUUUUAAAAGCAGAUUAAUAUUUUAGGUGCAAUCGAAAGUGCUAUUACGUUGAAAACUUUUGAUUGAUUGGUGUCUCCAUACACUCCAGAACCUAAAUGGGAUUAAGCGCUCUAGUUUACUUCCAUGGGGCAGGGAGAAAAGGACCCAUACAGUCAAACCUUGGUUUUUGAACAGAAUGUGUUCCGGAAGUCUGUUCGACUUCCAAAACGUUCAGAAACCAAGGCAUGGCUUCCGGUUGCGCAGGCACAACGAUAGCAAUAUUGGAAGCCGCAUCAAAUGUUCAACCAAACAACCAGAGUAUGAAACCAUGUUUUCGAAGCUGGAGUUCUAAACUCUGCUUACACUGACAGUGGUCUUAAUGUUGCACCCCAAAGCCACAACCCUAGCUCAUUCCUGGUUUGUUUUCAUGCCUCACCCCAGAGGCCUGCCUGGCUACAGAAGUGCAAGGCAAGAACAGGUGGAAAACAAAAGCAGCCGUUUGCCGAAAGAUGCUCCAGUUACUUUGCUUGUCCAUGGGACUGUCCUUCACAAAAACCAGGGAGAGUGUAGCAUGUUUGUAGCUCUUGGCUUUCAAAAUAAGGGGGCCAGGGGUUAUAUAGCCUCUCCCCCGACCCUUGGGGCAACAGCCCUAUAUCUCAAUUAUCUCUGUAUCCUGACAGAUGAGGAGGAGUUAAUUAACAUCCUGGCGAAGAAAGCUCAGAAAAAAGGAGUGAAAGUGCAGGAACUCCCCAGAAAACCUUCAGGUGGCAGUUCUCUGGCUCAAGGUCAGCAAGAAUCGACUCGCGACCAAGGAACCAAGGCUGCCAAGAGGAGCAGGUAUCUAUGGAUGGAAAAGAACAUCCAGUGUCCUGAAUGUGGGCACAAAUCCUACUAUAUCUCCGACCUGAUGAGACACCAGAAAAGCCACGGAGGCGAGAAGCCCUACAAGUGCCCUGAAUGCUGGAGAGCUUUCUCUGACCCUUCUGCCUGCAGCAAACACUACAAGACAGUCCACCAGCCGGACAGUCGUUCUGGCGGCAGGAAGAAGCCCGCCAACAGAGCACGGAGCCUUCAGAAGGAGAAGAAGCACACGUGCGGCAAAUGUGGGCACGAAACCUACAAAUUGUCAACCCAUCUUAUCCAUAUGAAAAGCCACGUGGGUGACGGACCUUUUCCCUGUGACAAGUGCGGGCUAAACUUCACUUACAAAUCAAAUCUUUCCCGGCACAAAAAGUCCCACGAGGAAGAUCUCUCCAAUGUCAGAAAGGGCUCUCUCUCUGUACACCAGCAAGUUGCUACAGGUGAGUGCCGUAUGAUUUGAAUCAGGAAGGGUUUUUAAAAAUUAAUUUAAAAAACACAAACUGCUAAUUAUCUCUGUUUAUGUUUUAGUGGACUUAACAGAAGAAAGUACCCUAAGAAAAAGGAAUAUCAUAAAAUCUGUUCCCAUCCCAUCCCCUGCCCAACCAUAUCACCUUUACUCUUCAGUCUCAAAACCAGAGUAUGGGGAUAUUACCAACUAAGUUCUUACCAGAUUAAACUGAUUAAAAUUAACGAACCUCAACAUAUGUCUGUUGACUUCAGUGGGUCUUCUCUGAGUAGGACUAACAUUGUGUACAAUGCACGAUUCAUGUGGCUAGUUUGGUUAAUGGUAGCCUAACAAAAUUCAACAAACCUCAGUUUAGAAUGAAUGUUCUGGUUCUCUUUGUAUGCUCUCUGCCAUCCCUGAAGAUAUAACCAAAUGCAAGUUCUGCCAUGUAUGGGUACCAAUAUGUUGUUUCAUAGUAAAAUGGAAAUUUGAUGGGAAUUGUAAAAUGAUGCUUUUCUCAGGAGGACCAGCGUAUGAGUAGUCCCUUUGUCAGUUCUGUUGCAAGCUGCCCAGAGAACCAGUGUUUCUGUGUGGCAUGUUAGUUUUUGCAAAUAUGGCAAUGUCUGUAAAAGCAUCCUGGAGAUAGUAUUACAGUGGUACCUUGGUUCUCGAACUUAAUCCAUUCCAGAAGUCCAUUCGACUCUUGAAACUGUUUGAAAACCAAGGUGUGGCUUCUGAUUGGCUGCAGGAGCUUCCUGCAGUCAAGUGGAAGUCGUGUUGGAUGUUCGACUUCUGAAAAACAUUCGCAAAUGGGAACACUUAAUUCUGGGUUUGCUGUGUUCAGGAGCCAAGCCGUUCGGGAACCAAGGUACCAUUGUAAUGGGAUUCAAAUAAUGUGCCCUGCUAAGUUAAGAUCGCAAAAGCAUUCCUACUAGCGCAACAGGGCCUUUCCCCUUUGCUCCCAAAACUGGCUCAGUGGAAAAUUCAACGACAGCAUACCAGGGGAUGAGAGGGCAAAUGGUUCCAUCUGCCCAAUAAUGUUUGCACUCACAGAACACCUGCUUCAGUGCUACGUUAAAUUAUUCCCUUUUUUUGGGAGGGGGGUAAAUGCUUUUUAUUAAGUUACUAUUACAGCACAUACAAACACGACAUUUAGAAAACAAACUACAAAAGACUUAUGUUAUCCAAUCUUUAGUUCUUAUUCUAUUCUAAUUGACUCCCUUCCUUCUCACCGUGGGUCUUUUUUUAAACUUGAUAAACUGUUUCUUUUUCAUUUUGACAUUUCUACCAUUCUCCAUAUGUUCUAUUUGUACAGUGGUAGCUCUAGUUGCGGACACAAUCCAUUCCGGGGUGCCAUUCGCACCCCAAAAAGUAUGCAACUAGAGCGGCGCUUCUUCGCAUGUGUGGAGCGCGCAGAGCUCUUCUGUACACGCAUGCAGAACAAAACCCGGAAGUAUAUACUUCCAGGUUUACCACGUUCGCAACCCGAAAAGCCGCAAUGUGAAGCAAACGCAGCAAGAGGUAUGACUGUAUUUUGUUUUGCAAAAAUUAUUUGAAGCAAGUUCAGAUUUUAAUUUGAGGGCACUGUUUUUUUUAAAUCAUCUCUGUACUUCCCCCACCCUUUUUGAAAUUUUUGUUUAGACUGUCCCCUAAUUGCACGCAUCAUUUUUGCCAACUCAGUGUAAUCAAAUAAUAUUUCUUGCUACUCUUUUUUUGUUGGUACUGUUUCACUUUUCCAGUUUUUUGCAAUUAGUAUUCUUGUUGCGGAUCUUGCGUAAAGGAACAUUAUCUUAUUUUCAUUUGCGAUUUCUGAAUCUACUAUGCCCAAUAGAAAUGCUGCUUCUUUUUUUACAAAAGUUUGUUUAAAUAUUUUUUUCAACUCCUCAUAUGCCGUGUCCCAGAAGCUCUUGAUUUUAUUACAGUUCCACCACAUAUGGAGUAGCGUCCACUCUGAUUGAUUACACCUCCAGCACAUUUUGUUUUAUACAUUUUGGUUAUUUUAGGUGUUAUAUACCACGUAUAAAAACAUCUUGAGACAAUUUUCCUUUAUCGAGUUGCAAAUAAUUGAAUAUUUUUGCCCUAGGUCCAUUGCCCAAAUUAUUCCCUCCUUUCUUUCCUCUGCACUUCAUUAUUAUCCCACCUUCUACAUUUGCUCAUGGCAAAGGCUGUAACAACUCUCAUGACUCCAUAGUGGUAUCUUCACCCCUGCAGUUGCCUUGGAGCGGCCCUGAUGUGCCCAGACCAUUUGACCAUUUGAGGUCUCAAAUGUCCAACGUUACCUUGGCAACCUACAGUGAGGGAAGAGCAUCAUAAAAUCCUCUUCCUGGGUCUCAGAUCGCUUUGAGAAUAGUUGUUUACACUCUGGUGGUAAAACAUCUUGCUGUUUGUACCACUUUCAGGUUGGGGCAGGCGGUUGUUGUUUUUAUUUUCAUUAUAUAUUUUGUGGUUUUAUAUUUUGAUUUUGUCCUGUGAACUGCCCUGAGACCUCUGGGUAUAGGGUGGCAUAAAAUUCAAUAAAUAAAAUAAAAUAGAUAAGGAGAGAUGGAAUGCAGCGUAGGAGGGAGAGUUCCACAAAGGCAGAACACACGAAAAUCACGCCUAAUACAUUCUAAAAGGUUAAAUGCAAUUAAACUGAAGCAUUGAAACAUUAUUAAAAUAAUGAAAAUAUACACCUGGGGUCUCUUAAUUCUUAUAUCAAAAGGAUGGAGGGACCACUGUCAGCAAGGCCAUGCUCUUCCUUAUACGUCCCCAUUUGCUGAAGCUCAGUGCAGCAGGGCUAUAAUUGAAAAGCAUUGAUGGCUGGGAGAGCUCUUUCCUCCUCUUCCACCGCUACCCUUCUUCCCUUGAAAUGGGCUGGUCUCAUGCCAGGAUUGUUUCUCCCUCUGUCCCUGCAGGCAACAUGGUGACGGUGGAACUGAAACCUCUGAAAGUGCCGGUACUGAGCCACAUGGACGAUGCCAAGCUGGCUGAGCUCCGGGGACGGUGGAGCCGUUGUAAACAGGAAAGGGGAGAAAAAGCAGAAGAGCCUGUUGCCUCCGCCGAGGGUGCUUCCACUGCCGAGGGUGCUUCCACUGCCGAGGGUGAUUCUGCUGAGGGUGCUUCCACUGCCGAGGGUGAUUCCGCUGAGGGUGCCUCCACUGAGGAUGCAAAGAGUGACUCGGCCAAGGACGCUGAGGCUGAGGCUGCAGAACUUGAGCUAGCAGAGAUUAAAGCGAAAGUCCGUGCGAGGCUGGAAAGGUUUGCGUAUUCCAAAGGCGGGGAGACAAAUCCCUGCCCGCCAGAGCCAGACACCAGCCAGACUGCCCCGGUGGAAGAGAAGCCACCACCUCCCGAAAGUUCUGCAAGCGAGAAAUCCUCUGAGGGUGAGCCUGCCGCCUUAGCUGACCAACAGAGUACCGACACAGGGGAUGGGCCCCACGAGGGCGAGGAUUGUGGGGAGGCCAAGCUGCUCUGUGACCAGGCCACGCACACAGAGGCAAAACCGUACCUCUGCUCGGUGUGCGGGCAGGAUUUCAUGCGGAAAGAUUCCUUGGAAGCCCACGAGAAGACUCACGGCUUUGAGUGCAGCAAGCGCUUUGAGGAAGCCUCAUAG
This is a messenger RNA of Podarcis lilfordi (Lilford's wall lizard), 30945 nucleotides long. The record is from the annotation of a GenBank genome assembly. Lineage: Eukaryota; Metazoa; Chordata; Lepidosauria; Squamata; Lacertidae.